Molecule: messenger RNA, 594 nt
Organism: Seminavis robusta
Lineage: Eukaryota; Bacillariophyta; Bacillariophyceae; Naviculales; Naviculaceae
Source: the annotation of a GenBank genome assembly
AUGGAGAUGGAGGAAGGGAAAGAAAAGCUCUUGGACUCCACCGAGUCCACUGGUAUGUCUGCUGGUGAUCGGGAAUUCUAUGGAUCCUUUGGCAGCAGCAGCAAAGAUGACGACGAAAGCAGCGGCAUCUAUCGGAGGAGCAGUAGUGGGUAUGAUCUUGGAGGAGUGUUGAGACGAUCCAUGCGCAAAGUGAACCCUGCGAAUAUCAUGUUGAGGGUGAAACCACCCGUGCUGUUGCGUCACGAGUCUCUCGCGGAUCAGUUUGCCAUGGCUCCCACCGAACUUGCUGAACGGAUGCAAUUGAUAAUUGAUCCGUGUUUGGAGGAAGGCCAGAGGGGACAGUUGUAUUACGGUGAGGAAGCCUAUUACAAUCCAGAAGUGGACCCGACAUAUGCCUUGACAGUCCCUCCCAAGUUGUACCAACAAGUCCUACACGAAAUCGUAGAAGCACGUCAAGUGCCUUGUGGACUCUACUUUUGCUGCCACGGUGGUGACGGAGCUCACACUGGUGUCAGUCAUGAUGACUAUGUCGACAUUCGUAUUGCAUGGGUAUUGAUGGGUAGUUUUCUCCUAGUGAUUUUGUAUUUAGGAUAG